This is a messenger RNA of Torulaspora globosa, 1074 nucleotides long. RefSeq names its product polyubiquitin-binding protein UFD1 (gene UFD1). Gene Ontology annotation, cellular component: VCP-NPL4-UFD1 AAA ATPase complex. The transcript has a single exon. NCBI's taxonomy places the organism in Eukaryota, Fungi, Ascomycota, Saccharomycetes, Saccharomycetales, Saccharomycetaceae. Bases 1 to 1074 code for a protein of 357 amino acids. The record is from RefSeq and is a predicted model, not a curated record. Gene Ontology annotation, molecular function: polyubiquitin modification-dependent protein binding.
AUGUUUUCCGGGUUUGGUGCGUUUGGCAGUGGGUAUGUGAACUUGCCACAGAAAUUUGAGGACUUCUUUAGAUGCUAUCCUGUGGCAAUGAUGAAUGAUAGGAUCAGGAAGGGCGACGCUAACUUUGGAGGAAAGAUUUUCUUGCCACCAAGUGCAUUAAGCAAAUUGACGAUGCUGAACAUUCGUUAUCCGAUGCUGUUCGAGCUGACAGCGAACGAAAAUGGACGAGUUACGCAUUGCGGUGUGCUGGAAUUCAUUGCAGAGGAGGGUAGGGCGUAUCUGCCACAGUGGAUGCUGGAGACUUUAAAAGUGCAGCCCGGAUCGCUGCUGAAGAUUGGAUCUACUGAUGUGCCGCUGGGGAAAUUCGUGAAACUGGAGCCGCAAUCGGUGGACUUUCUGGACAUCAGCGAUCCCAAAGCUGUACUGGAAAACGUACUUCGAAAGUUUUCCACACUCACGGUAGAUGAUAUCAUCGAGAUCAAUUAUAAUGACAGGAGUUAUAGGAUCAAGAUCCUCGAGGUGAAACCGGAGUCCGCUUCCAAAAGCAUUUGUGUGAUUGAGACGGACCUGGUUACAGAUUUUGCGCCUCCAGUCGGAUACGUGGAACCUGACUACCAGGCACUGCAGCAAAAGCAGUUGGAAGAGCGGCAGAUGCUUAAGAAGAGUGGUAAAUUUGACGUGUCGGCUCACCAAAAUGGAUCUAUGGCUAAAAGAAUCGACUAUGCGUCCAAAUUGAAAGAGUCUAAACUGGGGAAGUCCAAGUUUACAGGUGAAGGACAGAAACUCUCUGGAAAGACAGGUAGUAAAGAGACUAGCGCAGUGAGCCUUUCUGAGAUUAAUAUUUCGCUGGAGGGUGAGCCGGCUAAACUUAGCCUGCCGGAUGGCCAGCUUUUCUUUGGAUUCCCUAUAGUACUCCCCCGGUCAGCAGCUGACGGAGAGAGCCCUUCGUCUGAGAAUGUAUUUAGAGGAGAGGGACAAUCGCUGCGAAAGAGUAAUAAGCGAAAAGGUAAAUCUGACCAUUCUUCUGCAAAGUCAAAAACGCCAAGAAGUCCGGACGUGAUAGAAAUCGAUUGA